Rotaria sordida is the source of this 512-nucleotide messenger RNA. Lineage: Eukaryota; Metazoa; Rotifera; Eurotatoria; Philodinida; Philodinidae. The record is from the annotation of a GenBank genome assembly.
AUGGGAAAAAAACGGAGUGAUAGAUUUUCACUUCUAGAUUUUAAUUGUACUCAAGAAUGUCAAGGUAAUUACUUUUAUACAUGUGGAAAUGCGAAAAAUUCAACAUUAUAUUCAAUGUAUGUCGAAAAUCCAAAAUGUCCUAGUAAUUUUCAACUUAGUAAUGAUAAACAACGAUGUGUACAAAGGGAUUUUUUAGUAAAGAAAAAUUCUUCUUCAACUGCACAAUCUUAUUGUAAAUCUAUUGGUGGUGUACUUGCAAAAAUAAAUGAUAUUUUAGAAAUUCAAGAUCUAAUACCCGAAUUAACAUUAACUACAAAUUAUUUUAAUGGAUAUCCAUUUUCUUAUACUUCAAAUGCAUUUAAUAUGACAAAAUAUUUUUGGAUUGAUCGAACAUCGGAUAUCAUAAAUGAUAAUAUAAUAUUAGAUCGUUCUAUUAGAAAAUGUUUUCAAACAUCAAAAUCAAUUGAUCAAAAUUGUAUUGUUCUUCGUCGUGAAAAAAUUCUCAUUGAUAA